This is a messenger RNA of Dovyalis caffra, 1464 nucleotides long. The record is from the annotation of a GenBank genome assembly. Lineage: Eukaryota; Viridiplantae; Streptophyta; Magnoliopsida; Malpighiales; Salicaceae.
AUGAGUUUCAGGGACGACAAUGAAGAAGGAAGGGGAGAUUUAAGGAAACCAUUUUUACAUACUGGGAGUUGGUACCGUAUGAGCUCAAGACAAUCUAGCAUGUUGGGUUCUUCUCAGGCAAUUCGCGAUAGCUCUAUCUCUGUUGUUGCUUGUGUUUUGAUUGUCGCUUUGGGCCCCAUCCAAUUCGGUUUUACUUCUGGUUACUCUUCGCCAACUCAAGCUUCAAUAAUGAAGGAUCUUGGUCUUACAGUAUCCGAGUUCUCUUUAUUUGGUUCACUAUCAAAUGUGGGUGCUAUGGUUGGUGCUAUAUCUAGUGGUCAAAUUGCAGAGUAUAUCGGACGAAAAGGGUCUUUAAUGAUUGCUGCUAUUCCUAAUGUUAUUGGAUGGCUAGCUAUAUCUUUUGCCAAAGAUUCGUCUUUUCUAUAUAUGGGAAGGUUAUUGGAAGGUUUUGGUGUCGGAAUUAUCUCAUACACGGUGCCUGUAUAUAUAGCAGAGAUAGCACCUCAAAACUUGAGAGGGGCAUUGGGUUCGGUGAAUCAGCUCUCUGUGACGAUUGGAAUCAUGCUUGCUUAUCUGCUUGGAUUGUUUGUUGAAUGGAGAAUACUUGCAGUUUUAGGGAUAUUGCCAUGUACAAUUUUGAUACCAGGCCUGUUCUUCAUUCCAGAAUCUCCUAGGUGGCUGGCUAAAAUGGGCAUGACAGAAGAUUUUGAAUCUUCUUUGCAAGUUCUUCGGGGUUUUGAUACUGACAUUACUGUCGAAGUGAAUGAAAUCAAGAGAGCUGUAGCAUCAACAAGCAGAAGGACUACAAUCCGAUUUGCAGAACUCAAGAGGAAAAGAUAUUGGUUUCCUUUAAUGGUUGGAAUUGGAUUACUUAUACUGCAGCAGCUGAGUGGAAUUAAUGGUGUUCUAUUCUAUUCAAGUAACAUCUUUGCAACUGCUGGGGUUAAAGAUAGCAAUGUGGCCACAUUUGGGGUUGGUGCCAUUCAGGUGAUUGCAACUGGAGUAACAACAUGGUUGGCAGAUAGAGCAGGUCGCCGGCUUCUGCUUAUAGUCUCAGCUUCUGGGAUGACUAUCAGUCUCCUAAUUGUUGCUGUAUCAUUUUUUGUCAAGGGUUUUGCGCCGGAAGACUCUAGUUUGUAUAGCUUUUUGGGGAUCUUAUCAGUAGUUGGAGUUGUGGCCAUGGUAGUUGCCUUCUCUUUGGGAAUGGGACCCAUCCCUUGGAUUAUAAUGUCGGAGAUUCUUCCUGUCAACAUUAAGGGUCUUGCUGGAAGUAUAGCAACACUUGCCAAUUGGCUGACCUCCUUUCUGAUCACGAUGACUGCAAACUUGCUCUUGAAUUGGAGCACCGGAGGAACUUUUAUAAUUUACAUGGUUGUGAGUGCUUUCACUCUGGCAUUUGUGAGUCUGUGGGUUCCUGAGACGAGAGGAAGAACUUUGGAGGAAAUUCAAAGCUCCUUCAGAUGA